Messenger RNA from Lytechinus pictus (painted urchin), 1833 nucleotides. RefSeq lists its product as uncharacterized. The record is from RefSeq and is a predicted model, not a curated record. The transcript is spliced from 3 exons. Gene Ontology annotation, molecular function: protein binding. Lineage: Eukaryota; Metazoa; Echinodermata; Echinoidea; Temnopleuroida; Toxopneustidae. Bases 1 to 1833 code for a protein of 610 amino acids.
AUGAAGCUGAUAAAGUCAGCAAUAUGUCUCCUGUCACUAGCUCUCCUAACCCAGGCAAUGCCAAGAACUCGAAGGGACUCAUGUGACAGCAGAUCUGGAGCGGUCUGCGGUUCAAACGGACACACGUAUCACAAUGAAUGUGAUCUCGAUGACGAUUCCGUAAAAUCGGGCGUUUCAGUCUCAGUACAACACAAAGGAUCAUGCGAUAAAACGUUCCGCCAAGUACCUCGUGCUCCGAGUCCUCCUGUACCAAGAGCGCCAUAUUAUCCAAGUGCUCCCGCAGUACCAAGAGCACCAGUUCCAAAUGUACCACUUUCGCCAAGACAGCCAUACGCUCCAAGCCCUCCUGUGGUACCACGUGCACCUUUUCCACAGGCUCCACUACCCCCGGCAAGAGCUCCCAUUGUGCCACCACGAGCUCCUCUCCCGGGAGGACCUGCAUAUGCCCCUGUACCAGGUGUCAACGCCGAUGUUGAGGUAACAGUUACUGAAUACGAUCUGAGUAACUCUGCAAAUGGUGGUUACAGCGAUAGUGGCAGCAGCGAAGAGUACGAAUAUGAGGGUACCGGCGUUGAUACUACUGACGGAACUGAUGGCACAGAUGGAACGGAUGGAGUUUCUGUUGUUCAGCCUGUUGCCCCCGCCAAUGCACCUAUCUCGGAUGUAGAUGUUACCACUACGGAAUAUGAAAACGCAGCAGAUGGAGAAUACGAAUACGGUAGUGAUGAAGACAGCAGUGAGGAAGAAUAUGGCACAGAAGUAGGUGUUGAUGCUACUGGCGGAACAGAUGGGAGCACAGGGAGUGGUACGUCAACUGGUGUCGUAAUACCAGGGACUUCUGCGGGUGUCCCAGUCUUUCCAGGAGCAGCAAUUCCAUCACGCCCACGUGCACCUGCCCCAAGGAGCCCCGUUUUAGCUCCUCCCCUUUUUCCUCGAGCACCAGCUCCACCAGCUCCAAGUUCACCACGUGCCCCACCACCCCAACUGCCACCAUACACACCAUCUGCCCCAAGUGUCCCACGGGUCCCCCAAAUGCCAAAUGCACCACGGGUCCCCCAAAUGCCAAAUGCACCACGGGUCCCCCAAAUUCCACAUGCACCACAGGCCCCGAGUGUGCCACGCACUCCGCAUGCGCCACAACUGCCACAGACCCCAUAUGCCCCGGAAGUUCCUCAUGCUCCACAAAUGCCGCAUGCCCCACAUACUCCACAUGUUCCAAAUGCCCCUCAGGCACCUCACGUACCAAAUACCCCACACGCUCCUCAUGCCCCACAGUCUCCAUAUGCUCCACCGACUGGACCUUAUGCUCCAUCUUAUCCAGGUUACGGAGAUGACUCUUAUCAUCAAGGCUCUCCAUAUGCACCCGCUGCUCCUGCAUAUCCGCGUGCCCCAGGCGUGUUCCCGACCGAUGGGGGAACGUGCCCUAGACGUGAUGCUAGUGGCCGUUGUGUCCAACAUGCCCCAACUGGUGGUUGCACCCAACGCGAUGCCAGUGGACGUUGUGUUCAAAAUGCUCCAACAGGUGGAUGUACCCAACGCGAUGCCAGUGGACGUUGUGUCCAGCAUACACCAACUGGUGGUUGCACCCAACGCGAUGCCAACGGACGUUGUGUUCAACAGGUUCCGGCUGUCGGAUGUACCACCCAGGAUGCCAGUGGACGUUGUAUCCAAUAUGCCCCAACAGGUGGCUGUACCCAGCUAGAUGCUACUGGACGUUGCAUUCACCAUGGUACUAGCGGUGUGCAAAGGGCUUCUGGGUGCAUACAUCGUGACGCCGCCGGACGAUGCACCCAGUACGACAAUGAUGAUCUGACACUGGGCGCUUUCGCUUGA